AUGCCGCAGCCGAGGACAGACGUUGAAGACGUGCUGAAGAUGAUGAAGGCGUCCGUGGGAAAUCCACAGGUGCAGGAGAAAGGAUGUGAGUCGCUGAAGCGUUUGGCCAUGGACCGCGAUGGCCAAGACGAGGUGGCUAGCCAAGGAGGUAUCGCCGCAGUUGUGAAGGCCAUGGAACACCACAAAGUCAUUGGCGUGCAGCUGGCUGGACUGAACUGUUUGGAGAAGAUCACUGCCAACAACUCUGCCACUGGUUCAGCCAUGGUAGAGGCCGGAGGCGUCGACGCGGUUUUAAGCGCGAUGAGGCUGGAUCUGAGCAAGGCAGAUCUGCAGAUGGCAGCUUGCAGGAUCUUGUGCAGCAUUGCCAUGUGUGAUGCCAAGUGCCAAGAGAAGGUAGCCAAAUCUGGUGCUGCUCAGGCAGUGCUCGACGCGAUGAGAGGGCAUUCUUCCGUAGCAUCAGUCCAGGAGCUGGGCUGUCAGGCUCUCAAAGAGUUCGCCGCCUACAAUGCAGAGAGUCAAGAGGACAUCUACAUGCGGGGAGGCAUCCAGGUGGUCCUCCGGGCCAUGGAGGCCCACCCGGAGGUACCGAACCUCCAGGUGAUGGGUUGUGGUGUGCUGCGGAAUCUCGCGGCCUGCAACUCCGAGCAGCAGCAAGCAGUGGUGUCGCGUGGAGGGAUCCAGGUAGUCCUGGAUGCCAUGUCUGCCCACGGCGACAGCUCCGCCAUGCAAUGGGCCGGCUGUUGGACCCUGUUCUGCCUCUGCGUCCACAAUGCAGACAUGAGGUGCGAAGUAGCCGCCUACGGCGCCGCGCGUGCUGCGCUGAAGGCCCUCGAGGCUCAUCGGGCAGAGCAUCGAGUGCAGGAGGCUGGCUGCUGGCUGCUGAAGGAGUUAGCAGAGCACAUGGCCACGGCGAAGGACCGAGCGACCUUCUCAGCUGCGAUUCAGGCGGCGCUGAAGGCACUUGAAAAGCACCCAGGGAAUGCGGCGGUGCAGAAAGCGGCGAGAGGGGCUCUGCAGAACCUCUCCGCUUUCGACAAGGAGGGAUGGGUCAAAAUGGCCUGCCUCGGGCGAUGUGGCCGUCUUGGGCGUACAGCGACCAUGCGGACCCUUGAGGCCAUCCAGGAGUAG
Molecule: messenger RNA, 1128 nt
Organism: Symbiodinium natans
Lineage: Eukaryota; Dinophyceae; Suessiales; Symbiodiniaceae
Source: the annotation of a GenBank genome assembly